CCGCCAUUUGGCCUUCUCUCAUUGGCCAAUCCUAUUCCCAACAUGGCUGCGCCCAUUGCACAUCUGUGGUGAAUUGAUCGUCAGCCGAGCUCUCAAUUCAGCUGGAGGAAUCCCUCUGCUGUAUCUCUGUGUUCCUGAAGUCUCAUUGGAAUAGGAAUAUUCUGGCUCAUCUUGAUCCUGGCAAUUAAGAACAAUCUAUAAAAAAAAAAAAUUAAAAAGAAGAAUCUUGCACUGCUGCAGACUGUCUACCGUAAUUAUAACUACUUCAGAAAUGGAGGUGAGGCUGGAUCUAAGCUGGAGACUGGUUCUCCCGGUCAUCAUUGGAAUCAUGCUGCUGCUGUCAUCAUGUGAUGGAGGCAAAAAGGAGAAUGAAGCCAUCAAGAAGAAAUGUGAUACCUGCAGAACAGUCACAAAGGGCUUUAAAGAGGGCAUGGAACGCACAGCACGUUCUAUGUAUGAAGGUGGAGAUGCUGACUGGGAGGAGAAAAAACUAGGCAGUUAUGCUACCAGUGAAAUGAGAUUUAUUGAAGUUACUGAAAGCCUUUGUGAGAGCAAAGAACAUGAUUGUCAUAAUUUGUUAGAAAAAGAGGAGGAGUUAUUAGAACAAUGGUGGAAGGAACAUCUAGAGACCCCAGACCUCUUCCAAUGGUUCUGCAUUGAUAAUUACAAAGUUUGCUGUCCUGAAAACACAUAUGGUCCAGAUUGUGAAGAAUGUCCAUAUGGAGUGGAAAGACCAUGCAAGGGAGCUGGGAAAUGUAUGGGUGCAGGCACCAGAGGGGGUUCAGGAAAAUGUAAAUGCAACGCCGGUUAUAAAGGAGACCUAUGUGAUAUAUGUAAGGAUGGUUACUACCAGGUGAUGAAGAACGAGACACAUACAACAUGUAAAGCCUGUCAUAAGGCGUGUACAGCCCUUUGCACUGGUGGAGGACCUAAAGGAUGCAAGAAAUGUAAAGUUGGAUGGCUGUGGGAUGAUGAAACUGGAUGCCAAGAUGUUGACGAGUGUGUCGUAGAGGCGAAACCACCGUGCGAUAUAGACGAGUUCUGUGAGAACACUCAGGGGUCCCAUAAGUGUGUUGCCUGUCAUGGCGCCUGUGAUAGCUGCCUAGGAGAAGGCAAGGAUAAGUGCGUCAAAUGUAAGAAGGGCUAUGAGAUGAAGGAAGAUGGUUGCGGAGAUACCGAUGAGUGUGAACAAGAGAAUAUAUGUGAAGAGGAACACAUGGAAUGCCAUAACGUGCCUGGAAGCCACUACUGUGACUGUGAAGAUGGCUACGACAGAGUCGGCAAUGAAUGCGUAGAUAAAGCCCUUUUCCAAGCUAACAAUGAAACAGACCAGGCAUCUGAAGAAUCAUCAGAGAAUUUGGAAUCUACCACCGUUGAAGAGGGGGAGGUCGGUGCUUCCAGUGGUGACCAACAGGCAGUAUUAACUGAUGGUGCGAAAACUGAUGAGAAAGAAACCAAUUUCGAUAAUUCAGAGUUUAGGGAAGAUUUACCAAAGGAAAAGGAUGAUGAGAUUUUAAAAGCUGGUCAGGAGAUUCCAAAUCCUUCUGAUGAUUCAGAAAAUAUGCCAACACCACAAAGUCUUCGAGAAGAAUUAUGAUGGCAUUUUACGAUAGAAAUGUAAUUUAUUUAAUGCAGAUUAUUUCAUGGCAUAAGAAUAUCACAGUAAUGUACAUCAGUACAUGUAUUG
Strongylocentrotus purpuratus (purple sea urchin) is the source of this 1687-nucleotide messenger RNA. RefSeq names its product cysteine-rich with EGF-like domain protein 2. Lineage: Eukaryota; Metazoa; Echinodermata; Echinoidea; Camarodonta; Strongylocentrotidae. Gene Ontology annotation, molecular function: calcium ion binding. The coding region runs from base 272 to 1597 and encodes 441 amino acids. The transcript has 13 exons. The record is from RefSeq and is a predicted model, not a curated record.